UGUGGAGGAAGAUGGCUGCGGUCCUCGGGCUGUCUCUAACGGCCGCGGCGCUGAGAGCGGUCACUCCCUGGGCAAGGGGCAGCAGGCUCCUUGCGGCCUCUCGAGGACCUCAGGCUCGUCGGGAAGCGUCGUCCUCCAGCCCCGAGGCCGGCGAAGGGCAGAUCCACCUCACCGCCAGCUGCGUCCAGAGACUUCUGGAAAUCACCGAAGGGUCGGAAUUCCUAAGGCUGGAGGUGGAGGGAGGUGGAUGCUCUGGAUUCCAAUACAAAUUUUCCCUGGAUACAAUUAUCAACCCCGACGACAGGGUGUUUGAACAGGGCGGGGCGAGAGUGGUGGUUGACUCUGAUAGCUUGGCCUUCGUGAAAGGGGCCCAGGUGGACUUCAGCCAAGAACUGAUCCGAAGCUCAUUUCAAGUGUUGAACAACCCUCAAGCUCAGCAAGGCUGCUCCUGCGGCUCAUCCUUCUCUGUCAAACUUUGAUGUGAUGACAGGAAUCUCCAUGGAAAGGAUUUUCUAAACCCAGCAGGAGACGUCUCCUUCCUUUGGCACAUUCCCCACUUGGCCUGGCUCCAGGACGCCCACUAGGGGGCAGCAGUGGAUUUUCCAACUACCCUAAGUUCAGUCUCUAUUUCUAACAGAGCAGUAGGGCAGGUCCAAUCUCUCCUCCUAGAGCCAUCAGGGUCCUCCUGCUUCCUAG
Molecule: messenger RNA, 696 nt
Organism: Enhydra lutris kenyoni (northern sea otter)
Lineage: Eukaryota; Metazoa; Chordata; Mammalia; Carnivora; Mustelidae
Product: iron-sulfur cluster assembly 2
Exons: 5
Coding region: 12-479 (155 amino acids)
Biological process (GO): iron-sulfur cluster assembly
Cellular component (GO): mitochondrion
Molecular function (GO): 4 iron, 4 sulfur cluster binding; 2 iron, 2 sulfur cluster binding; iron ion binding
Source: RefSeq, a predicted model, not a curated record